Molecule: messenger RNA, 1379 nt
Organism: Cinara cedri
Lineage: Eukaryota; Metazoa; Arthropoda; Insecta; Hemiptera; Aphididae
Source: the annotation of a GenBank genome assembly
AUGUUGGCGCCGAACAUCACGACAAAAAGAAAAGUGUGUUUUUCUUUUUGUUUUGAGACCCACUCGGCGCGGACAGUUUGGGCUUACGAUGUUGUAUCAAUCCCACUGUCGAACCGUAACUACCUAUGUAGUUUUGAUGUGGGACUCGGUGGUGACCGGGACGUCGGGCAGCAGUGGCGACAACAUCAUCAAACCAGUUAGUGCGGGGAUUAUCACAAUCGUCUAACUGGUUAUUCACUGUUCGCGGUCAGCUGUCCGAACAGACCGAGGGAACGACACCGGACGGCCAACUCGUGCAUAUUGUUAUCAGCAACUGAUGCACAAAUUUUGUAACAUUACACACUAUUAGAUAAUUAACGACAAAUCCAUCGGGCGCAAGCCCAUUUUAACAUUAAAAUCUAUACAAAGCCACCAGCUUUGAAAAGCCUGUCAAUUUGUCAACCAGUUCAAUCAAAUAAUGCACAAAAACAAAAAAAUAAAACGUCACCAAAUAUUACACCCAAAACCUCUCCUAAACCAAAUCCUCUAAGAACCACAUCAAGUCCUAGUCCACUGCAACAAUCCUCAUCAAAAAGUACACAAAAUGUCAUCAAUUCAGAAACCUUUAACAACAUAGAUAACAGUAAACAAUCUUUCGCCUCCACAGUCGCAAACAGCCUAAUACCGAAAAAAGACCAAGCAAUAAUAAUCGAUAUAAACGAUAACCUGCCGCAUAUAGAUUACAUAAUCGCUAUCGGUAAAUUAGUUCAACCUGCGAACAUUCUAUUCGCGUCCCGCAUAUCCAAAGGACGCAUAUGUAUUUUAUUAUCAAACAAGUCAUUAAUAGAUAGUCUAAUUAUAAAUCAUCCAAUUAUUUCAAUACAAAACCAACAUUUCAAAUUACGUAAGCUAUUUAAUCCAAACAAAAGAAUCAUACUGUCCAACAUCUACCGGAACAUACCUCCGGACAUUAUCGCGAACGAAUUUGUCAAAUUAAAUAUACCUCUCUGCAGUCCAAUAACUUUUUUAAGAGCUGGCAUCCAAGUCGAAGAUUUUAAACACAUUUUAAGCUUUCGUAGACAAUCAUUCAUCCAACAUGAUGAAUAAAACUCCCACUCUCAAUUCUUAUCAAUUAUGAAGACUCCGACUACCGGAUUCUUUAAUCUGAUGACUCGUUAACCUGCUAUUUAUGCAAGUCCCAAGGACACAUUGCAUCCCAAUGUUCAAAUCAAAAUAAUUCACAAAUUACAACGUCAAAGGAAAAUAAAGUCAUAUCUACCCACAACACGGCUUCAAAAUUAGAUGACACUAAAAAAACAGACAUUACCCCAAUAGUAGCUCACCCCUUACUGGACAACAAAACAUCUCCAAUAGAAGCAUCCAAUAUACAGCCUUUGUAA